AUGUCUACGCUCCACAUUGAGUCUUCCAAGCCCGUGAACACAGAUCAGACCCUGUUCGAGGGCCUAUCCGAUGAAGAAACACGAUCCAUCGAAAAGACCUUGGUACACAAGAUCGACCUUCAUUUGAUCUCUGCUUUGUUCCUGUUAUUUAUAUUCAACAUCUUGGACCGAUCCAAUAUCGCCAAUGCGCGCCUGGGAGGGCUGCAGAAUGACCUGCACCUCUCCGACACUCAAUACCAGACCACUGUAGCUAUAAUGUUUGUCGGUUAUCUUCUGGGUCAGGUCCCAAGCAACAUUCUUCUGACCCGCUCCAAACCCUCACGUUAUAUCCCAACAGCCAUAUUCAUAUGGGGCGGAAUCUCUUUGUGCACUGCAGCAACCAAGAAUUUCGCAGGGCUGAUGUGUGUGCGCGUAUUUCUUGGGUUUGCCGAAUCGCCAUUUUUCCCUGGAGCUCUACUCCUGAUCAGCUCUUGGUAUAAACCGUCGGAAAUUGCUGUGCGAGUGGCGAUUGUUUAUUGUGGAAACACUGUUGCCAACGGAUUUGGUGGGUUACUGGCAGCCGGCAUAAUGAGCGGGCUGGAUGGCAGAGGGGGCCUUGCUGGCUGGAGAUGGCUCUUCAUAAUCGAAGGUGCUGGCACCAUGGUGGCGGGCCUAGUAGCAUUGGCUUUGUUACCCGAUUUCCCUUCCUCGGGCCGGCAGAAAUGGCUGACUGAACAGGAGCAGCGCUUGUCUGAAUGGCGCCUGGCUCGCGUGGUAAAUGAUGAAGUUGAUGAGAAUGGCUCCAUCAUGGAAGCGCUGCGCGAUGCUUUAAUCGACCCGAAAGCCUGGAUCCUCAUACUCAUCCAAGUUUGCCAGCUUUCCUCCCAAACCUGGACGUACUUUUUCCCCACAAUUGCUAAAACUCUAGGCUACAGUACCAAUGUCACAUUGCUUAUUAUCGCGCCAGUGUAUAUCUUUGGCUUCGUCACUGCCCUAGGGAACUCCUUGAUCGCGAAUUACACCGACCAACGAGUUGUCCUGAUUGCCUGGCCUCUCUGUGUGGAUAUAAUUGGAAACAUAAUGGUCAUUUCUUCUCGGGCCACUGCUGUGCGGUACGCCGGCAUGUUCCUCAUGUGUGCGGGUUCCUAUUCGGCAUUCAGUGUGGUGCAGGCAUGGAUUGCAAGCACGAUUCCCCGCAGUCGGACGAAACGUGCUAUUGUAUACGCCCUGGUGAAUUUGUUCGGCAAUUCGUCCAAUAUAUACGGCUCGUACUUCUUCCCCACUGCAGAUUCGCCCCAAUAUCGGCCGGGGGGCAUCACCCUGUCGGCUUUUGCUGCUGGAGGAAUACUGCUGUCAUUCAUCCUGGCAGGCUAUCUCCAUUGGCUAAACAUGAUAUCGAAAAAAGCGGAGCAGCAAGACGACCAGAGACGUUACAAGUAUAUUUGGUAG
Molecule: messenger RNA, 1428 nt
Organism: Penicillium angulare
Lineage: Eukaryota; Fungi; Ascomycota; Eurotiomycetes; Eurotiales; Aspergillaceae
Product: MFS general substrate transporter
Exons: 6
Coding region: 1-1428 (475 amino acids)
Biological process (GO): transmembrane transport
Cellular component (GO): membrane
Molecular function (GO): transmembrane transporter activity
Source: RefSeq, a predicted model, not a curated record